AUGUCUUCACAGCAUUCAAGGCAAUAUGCUAACACUGAUAACAGAGAUUCGAAACCAUUUGGUAGACCUAGAGGAGUUGAUGAUUAUCCUACUGGAGAAAGAAAGUUCUCACAAUCAACUUAAAAGCAUGGUACUAUUGGAGCUGGUCCUAGGGGCCCUCCAUAGUGCUUUAAUUGUUCUGAAGAAGGUCAUAUGUCCCGUGAGUGUCCUAACAAGGGUGAAAAACUCUAAAAGAAGUAUGAGAAAAAUUUAGAUAAUAAAAAUAGCUAUAACGAUGAUCCUGUCCAAGAAAAGAGGAGAGAGAGUGCAAUUGGAUGGGCAGCAGAUGAUGGAUGGAAUGAUGAUAAAGACUCUAGCAAGAAAUCAAAUGGCUUGCUGAAUUAGCACGAUUAGAGUACUACAAACACUAUAAAUAUAAUUAGUGCCUAAAAUGGCUGGGGUUAGGAAUCACCAGAGAAAACAAAAUAGACUUCAUCAGGAUGGGAAGAUGGGACUGAUGAUAAACCUUGGGGAGGAUUAUCAGUAUUUAGAGAAUCAAGAGAUAGUCCACCAAGAUCCCGAUUUUCAUAGGAUAAUAGAGAUGGAAAUAGAGGAAGAGGUAUUGGAUAAGGAGGAGGUGGUGAUAGAGCUUGCUUCAGGUGUAAUGAGCACGGCCAUAUGGCAAGAGAAUGUCCGAAUCCUGAUACAAGACCUUAAAAUGGUGGGGGAAGAGGAAGAGGUGGUUUCCGUGGAGGUAUGUAAGGAGGAAAUUAAAAUUCAGGCUAAAGUCAAGGCAAAAGCUGCUUUAAAUGCGGUUAAACAGGACAUUUCUCAAGAGAAUGUCCUAAUUAACCUAUGAGAAGAGAAGGUGGAGAUUUUCGAUUAAAUAACAGAGAUAAUGGUAAUGGGGAGCGUCCUAGGUUUAACAGAGAUAAUUAAAAUAGUUCUGGUAAUACAUGCUUUAAAUGCCAGUAAUCAGGCCAUUUUGCAAGGGAAUGUCCCAAUGAAGAAAGUGGUGAAAGGUAAUACAAAAGAUAAAGAAGAGACGAUGGUGGUGGUUCGAUUAGAAGAGAUUAUAAUCGUAAUGAUUAAAUAGGAGGCGGCAAUAAUAGUCGUCCAGGUGGAAAUAGAGAUUAUAAUUAAAGUAGAAGAGAAGGUGGUGAUUAACCUUCUGGAUGGGGUGGAGAAGGAGGCUGGGAAAAUUAAGGAGAUUUAGGAUUUAAGAAUAGUAGGCAUCGAGAUGAUGAUAAUGAAAGCGAUAAUGGCUGGAGUAAGUGUAAGAAUUAUAAUGCUAAUGAUUAUUAGAGAAAUGAUAGGUUAAUUUACCCAAGAUGGGGUAAUCCAGAUGACAAUAAUGAUGGAAGUUGGUGA
Molecule: messenger RNA, 1350 nt
Organism: Stylonychia lemnae
Lineage: Eukaryota; Ciliophora; Spirotrichea; Sporadotrichida; Oxytrichidae
Source: the annotation of a GenBank genome assembly